AAAAAAAAAAAUCAAGGGCAUAACAGUGAGGGCCAAAAACUUUCCGCAACCCAUCGAAAUUGCCUUUUCCCACUCAAAAGCAACCGCCAAAAAUCCCUCUCGAUUUCAAAAUACUUUCACGGGAAUAAAUUUCCUUUAAUGAUUACUAAAUACCAACGGGAUAACGCAAAGUUUAGGAGUCUCAUACUUUGAAUUUCGAUCUUCGCUUCUCGUCUCCUUCGCAGUUCGUGCUUCUUUUAGUUAAGAAGAAAAAUGGCUGGAAAAGGUGGAAAGGGGCUUGUGGCAGGGAAGACCAUGGCAGCUGCAGCAGCUAACAAGGACAAGGACAAGGGCAAAAAACAGCCGGUCUCUCGUUCUGCUCGAGCGGGUCUUCAGUUUCCGGUGGGGAGAAUCCACCGCCAACUCAAGUCGAGGACCAAUGCUCAUGGGCGAGUUGGAGCCACGGCCGCUGUUUACUCGGCAGCCAUCCUUGAAUACCUGACAGCUGAGGUUCUCGAGCUGGCCGGGAAUGCCAGCAAGGAUUUGAAAGUGAAGAGGAUAACACCUCGGCAUUUGCAGCUAGCCAUUCGUGGGGAUGAAGAGCUCGACACCCUUAUCAAAGGGACGAUUGCUGGUGGUGGGGUUAUACCUCACAUUCACAAGUCCCUCAUUAACAAAACCACCAAGGAGUGAAAUUUGCAGGCAUUGCUUUUUUUUCCUUUGUUUAAUAUGAUGGACAGGUUUUUAUGUUUUGUUUUAGGUCUGUAGUUAUAAGGAAUUAGGGUGAUGGUGAUCAGUUUUAUGAACUUGUGAUCUGAUUGAUUGGUUUUUGAACUUUUGGUAAUGUGUGCUGGAUUUCUACUUUUUUCAGACUGCUAAUUACAGUCUUUCUUUAAUUGUUAUUGAAAAAUUGGAAAAGGGUAAUGUAGUAGUUUCUUCCUUCGUUGAGUGGCUAAUUAGUGUGUCCAGUCUAGUGUAUUCUGUGCUGUGUGAUUUGUUCUGUUUUGGAAUAAUUACUUUAUGCUCUGGACAUUUUGUUAAGUUUGAAUUUAAGGCUGUGUAGUAG
Molecule: messenger RNA, 1045 nt
Organism: Striga asiatica
Lineage: Eukaryota; Viridiplantae; Streptophyta; Magnoliopsida; Lamiales; Orobanchaceae
Source: the annotation of a GenBank genome assembly